CCCUACAGCGCAGUACAGUCGAGCAGCGGCUGGUCAGGCCGAGUCGAAGACUCCCGGAGGAACAACUUUGGUCCACACAGGGACUCCCUCAUUAACCGAACUGCUCUGUUUUUCUGUUUAUGGGGUGGCUCAAGCCGAGAACCUUCCCCGAACAGUUUUAUCCCUCGGCGGGCGUUUCCCCCUGUUUUAUCCGCUUUGAAUGUCGGGUGAAGCUGAAUAAGGCAGCCGCCAUGGCCAGCGGACGGAGCGUGGAGCCCCUCAGCCUCAGCAGGAGCAGCUAGCUUCGUUUGAAGAAGAUUGGCUCGCCAAGUUACCUGAACGCCGGAAGCUACCGAGAUAAGCUCUGUAAAGAGACUCCGUUAGGAUUUUCUCUAACGUUUAUCUGCCUGUCUACUGCUGAAUCUCACUUCACGAGCGCAGGGCUAGCUAGCUUAGCUAAAUCGCUUCUGUUGCUAGGUGCUAGCAGCUAGCUGGCUAACACUGUCCAGGCGGUUUUUUGUUGGACGAGACCGGGUGGUUUUCUCAUUUAAUACCUAUUCUUGUCAGCUCAACUCCGGUUUGUGUUCACUGACUAUACAAUUCCAGCUAAGCGAGCUGUUUAAAGUGACUGUAGCCGUUUUUUGAGGGCACGGAUUCGUCGCGCUGACCGUAAAGACCGAGUUGAGGAAAUUUAGCUGACCAGCACAGAAUCGCGAACAAGGACAGCGUGGAGUCGACAGCGGGUUUUUUCUGCUCAGUGAUAAGAAAGAUUGCCUGUUAUCUAAGAAGUGAAAAGGGUCAAUCGUUUUGGAAAGGAAACGAGCGGCUGGACGUGCUGUCGGUGGAGAAACCCAGGGGGGAGAAAAGCUGAGAAAUGUCGGGGCGGCCAAGAACCACCUCCUUUGCGGAGAGCUGCAAGCCCGUGCCGCAGCCCUCAGCUUUCGGCAACGUGAAAGUCAGCCGAGAUAAAGAUGGCAGUAAGGUGACAACAGUGGGGGCGACCCCAGGGCAGGGUCCAGACAGGCCUCAGGAGGUCAGCUACACGGACACUAAGGUCAUCGGAAAUGGCUCUUUUGGUGUGGUCUACCAAGCCAAGCUCUGUGACACCGGAGAGCUGGUGGCAAUCAAAAAAGUGCUGCAGGACAAGAGGUUUAAGAACCGUGAACUACAGAUCAUGAGGAAGUUGGACCACUGCAACAUUGUGCGUCUGCGUUACUUCUUCUACUCCAGUGGAGAUAAGAAAGAUGAGGUAUACCUGAACUUGGUGCUGGACUACGUUCCAGAGACUGUCUACCGAGUUUCCAGGCAUUACAGCCGAGCCAAGCAGAUCCUUCCCAUACUCUAUGUGAAGCUGUACAUGUACCAAUUGUUCCGGAGCUUGGCGUACAUCCACUCAUUUGGGAUCUGCCAUCGAGACAUCAAGCCCCAGAACCUGUUGCUGGACCCUGAGACAGCUGUGCUCAAGCUCUGUGACUUUGGCAGUGCUAAGCAGCUGGUGCGUGGUGAGCCCAACGUCUCCUACAUCUGCUCUCGUUAUUACCGAGCCCCUGAGCUCAUCUUUGGAGCCACAGACUACACCACCAGCAUAGAUGUGUGGUCAGCUGGUUGUGUGCUAGCGGAGCUUCUGCUGGGCCAGCCCAUCUUCCCAGGGGACAGUGGGGUGGACCAACUAGUCGAGAUCAUCAAGGUGUUGGGGACUCCCACACGCGAGCAGAUUCGUGAGAUGAACCCCAACUACACUGAGUUCAAGUUUCCUCAAAUUAAAGCCCACCCGUGGACUAAGGUGUUUCGGCCGAAGACCCCUCCGGAGGCGAUUGCUCUGUGUUCUCGAUUGCUGGAAUACACACCUACAGCGCGACUUACCCCUCUGGAGGCCUGCGCCCACGCUUUCUUCGAUGAGCUGCGUGUACCAACCCUCAAACUCCCCAAUGGCCGAGAGAGACCACCACUCUUCAACUUUACCACACAAGAGUUGUCUAGUAACCCAUCGCUGGCGUCCAUACUCAUCCCUGCACACGCCCGCAACCAGGCUGGAGCCACUCCUCCCUGUAACGCCUCUUCUACUGCAGAUGCUAGUAGUGGUGAACGCGGCCCAACCACCAAUGCUGCCUCUGCCUCCGCCCCCAACCCUUCGACUUGAGCCCCACCCACCUCUCAACAGGCGAACCCCAUGAUGCUGCUCAUUAACCACGCCCACUCCCCUCAAGUCUGCGGCGUGGCUGCUAAAAAAGAAAUAAAGAAAGAACGAAAGAAAGAGCGAAAGAAAGAAAAAAAAAAAACAACUCAUGAUGAGACACGGACAAACCAACUGAACUUUGUAACUUCCUCUCCCCUCAACCUUCACCAUUGUUUAUUUUUAUUGUUGUUUUUUUAUUUAUUUAUACAAAAGGACAACAAGGAUAUCUUUAAAAGCCUCUCGUCAGUUCUUGGCUCGGGGACAAGAGGAAUUGACUGUGGAGAAGUUUGAUGAUAAUAUAUAUGUCUGCUUAUAUAGAGAUACAGAUUAUAUAGAGCGACAAAUAUGCUUUUUGUGUGUCUCCUUUGAUUCUUAUUUUUUUAAAAGGGUAAUUGGUUCACAGUAGCCUUCGUUGCCGCCCUUCUAGUGAUUAUAGUGAAUGUGGAUUUCUUCACCUUAGCCCCUACCUUGUGACCCUUGCCCUUUGAUGCAGGACCCAAGAGAACAAAGUAUGAGUGUCUGCCUGUGUGUGGUCCUGGGCAGAAAUGAUGGUGUCGAUGGUCAGUACAGUAGAGCUGAACUGACGCAUCUUAGAGUAAAUGUGCUGAACUAGGAUCGUUUCCACAAGUUCAUUAGGAUCAUAAGGGCAAAAACUGAUCCCAGAUGAAAUAUGCUUUAUGCAUAUAUCAACAGUUCUAGCAGUUUUUUCUCAUAAUGGUUAAGGUUAUGAUCUGAGUUGGGUUUUCUGAUCCCAGAUCAGUUUAUAAGGGCUAUUUCCACCUGCGACAUCGUUAAAGUGGGCGGGAGCAGAUUUCCAAGGCUUUGUGAACUGUAUAUUGGUUUCCUGUGAAACACCUUGUCCAUAACGUUGCCUUUUCACUUCUGUGUUGGGUUGAUGUGUUGUACUCUUUGCUUCAAUGGUAUGCUGCUUUAUUCAUUCUUUAUUCUUUGUUUUUUUUUUAAACAUGUUUGAAGGAGUAUACCUCUGUUUUCACCUUUCCCUCCUCCACAUGCUAGUCUUCCCUUCGUUUACUGUGUACAGUCACCCUGAAAUGCUUCACUGAACUGUACGUAUGUGCUGACUGUGCAUACACCAAAUCCUGGUUCAUUUUGUAUUUGUGUGUAUGUGCGUGCAUGAGCACGCAUGCUGUAUGUCUACUGUAUUCAAAACACACAGACCACUCAAGGUGUCUGUCAGGAGGGAAAAAAAAAUGACGAGGAACAAAGUUUAAAAGCGAAGAUCAGGGCUGAACCUAAUCAACUUAAUCUCAAGCUGUAUAUAAGUUUCCUCCCCAGCCAUAGAGUCCAAAAAGGCCAGCAGAGCCAUGCAGUUUAUGUAAUAGUUUCGGAGUGCCUUUGCUUCCACGGAUUCUGUUUCUCUGUCCUGGUCUUUGUAGAACUCCACCUUUCCCACUGAUCUUUGACCUGUUUUAUGUUCUCCCUUAUGAGACUCAUAAAGGCUGAAGGUGCAGGGGGGAUAUUCCUUUCAAAAUAGCAUUAAGAGAUCAUUGUGAAUUGCCAUUGCUGGGCGGUGAACAGAUUGUGUUGCUGAAAGAAGCCAGUUCUCUCUCAACGCCAAAUAGACAGCAUCAAAAACAGAUUUGCCAAUUUGCUGCUGAUCUGAGACUGGUUAUAUGCGCUCUUCUUGGAUUAAGGUUGAGUUUGCUUGGAUCUGGUUGAGCUGGUCCUGGUCAGCGAGAACGGACGACCCUCAGAGCUUAUGGACCUCCCUGGAGUGCUGUUGAAAGGCUGCUGCUCUUCUUCUCUUGUUUCCACUUCAGCCACUGCUAGCUGUUAGUACAUGGCUGUAGUCCUGGUCUUGCUGCCUGUGCCAUGUUUGUGUUUUUGGGCUUGUAUUUACAAUAAGGGGCGUUGUGGGGUGCUGUGGUUCUGGAUUUUUUUUAAUAGCAAGCUGUCUGGAUUUGUUUAGGGCAAAGGAAUUGCAGCUCAACUCACUGCACCUGGCUGAGCCCAGAAUUGGCUGGAAUCUUAGUUAAUACACACCUUUUGGUCUAUUCCAGAUCCAGCUCUGUUCCUGGAGGACUUCAGUCCAGCACAAUUUUUUUGGUUUGCCUGCUCGAAGGCUUGGGGUGUCCAGUAGCUCAGUGAUAGGAGAGGUAAGUCAGCAACUGGAAAGUAGGUUGUAAUCCCAGGACUGACUUGAUAUACUUGUUUGUGCCCUUGGUCAAGGCAUGUAGUCCUCUACUGACCCAGACAGUGCUACUGUGCUGUUGACACGGUGCUGCUCUCAGACUGGAUGUAGUUAGACAACAAAAUUGCCAAUUUCCCCCUGUAGGAACAGUAUAAGGAUAAUAACAAACAAACCUGAUGCAAGUUGUUUGCAGUUGUAUAUGUGUUUGAGCAGGAAAAUCUCCAAACUGUGCUGGACCAAGACCUUCAAAGACCAGAGCUGGACACUCCUGGUCUGUUUAAUUGUAUUUAUCAGGAUGUAAAAGGGCAAAACCUGAUCCUGGACUAAUAUAUAUGUUUAAUAUGUUAAAACCCUGCCUUAAAAGAGUUGUUUGUUAAAAUACAUGGCCUGUUGUUGGCACAGGCAGCCUUUAAUGAUGUCUUCUAACAGUUUAUUAAUAAUUCAGUUCAGAGAAUUCAAAUCUAGAAUCAGAUCUUGCUCUCUCCAUCCUCGUGCCACUCACUAUGAAUUGAUGUACAGACUAAUCCGCUGGCUAGACUAUUAACAGAAGGAAGCAGAGUUGGGCAUUGUUUUGUUUUUUUAACCCCUCCGAUGGUGCUCUUAUGUUAUCAUCCCCUUUCCCCUCGCUGUAGUUUUACUUAUAAUGAGAGACUUCAUGGCGUGGAGUUUGACAUUUUGAGUCUGUUAGCUUCAUCCUUUUAGCCAUAAUUGAAAAUGUCUCUGUUUUAAGGGUGUACUUGUUUAGGGAGUUUUAAAGUAGCUGUUAUUGCAGUUAUUUUUGUGUUUGUGUUUUUUUUUAUCCUCCAACCGUUAAGAAAGGGAUAUAAAAUGAUGUCAUGCUCUGCAGUAUUACCUGAUCAACUAUGGCAAUAAGUAUUACACAAGUGGAUGAUUUUUUUUUUCUAUGUCUACAAAGCUGUAACAUACGCUUUCAGCAGCACUCAAAGGGAGAGAUGUCAUGUAGCACUAAGUACAUAAUUAAAAGAAUAAUAAUAAUAAUAAUAACACAUGUAAGCGUAUGUAAAUGCUUUCUGCCUGUAAAAUCUACAGCCAUAAAGAUGUCGCUUCCUAAACGACUGCGAAACGGAGAUUACAUUUAUAGUGACGUUUCAGCGAAGAUCAUAACCUGUCAGUCACGCAGGUUGAAUGAAAAAUGCUUUAAAAAGGAAAAAAAUAUAUAUAAAUAAAGGAAAAAAUGGUUGCUGCGUAUUCGGACAUAAACUUGUGUAUAGCUGUUGGCAGUCAUAAGAGACUUUAUAACUACAGACAAAACGACUAUGACAUUGCUAUUACUUGAAUGCCUGUUGACUAAAUUUUUUUUUUAUAUACAUAUAUCUAUAUACAUAUAUAUAAAUAUAUAUAAUAUAAUUUCAUCCAAACAGAUCUGUUUGUUUUCCCUCCUGUGAUGGUUAUGCUAAAUGUCUCUCCCUGUAAAUACCGUUCUGUUCUUCUGUGUAAAAUGGUUCAGAGAAGUAGUUACCCGGUACUGUAAUUUGCAUUGAAUAAAGUGUAGGUUAGCCUGAAAACA
This is a messenger RNA of Colossoma macropomum (tambaqui), 5835 nucleotides long. RefSeq names its product glycogen synthase kinase 3 beta, genome duplicate b (gene gsk3bb). The coding region runs from base 854 to 2119 and encodes 421 amino acids. Gene Ontology annotation, cellular component: cytosol; nucleus; axon. The transcript is spliced from 11 exons. NCBI's taxonomy places the organism in Eukaryota, Metazoa, Chordata, Actinopteri, Characiformes, Serrasalmidae. Gene Ontology annotation, biological process: protein phosphorylation; negative regulation of canonical Wnt signaling pathway; extrinsic apoptotic signaling pathway in absence of ligand. Gene Ontology annotation, molecular function: ATP binding; tau-protein kinase activity; beta-catenin binding. The record is from RefSeq and is a predicted model, not a curated record.